Sorghum bicolor (sorghum) is the source of this 1706-nucleotide messenger RNA. Its product is annotated as cleavage stimulation factor subunit 50. The record is from RefSeq and is a predicted model, not a curated record. Gene Ontology annotation, molecular function: protein binding; RNA binding. Gene Ontology annotation, biological process: mRNA 3'-end processing. Bases 154 to 1425 code for a protein of 423 amino acids. The transcript is spliced from 13 exons. Gene Ontology annotation, cellular component: mRNA cleavage stimulating factor complex. NCBI's taxonomy places the organism in Eukaryota, Viridiplantae, Streptophyta, Magnoliopsida, Poales, Poaceae.
UGAGACGUUGCCCGGGGUCCACUCCAAGAAAGGACAGGAGCUUGCUAGUCUUCUUCAGCUUCAGUCCAGUCACAACUGAAUCCGCCGCGCAAGGCAUCCAAGGAUUUGUUCGUCCUUCGGAGGGUGGGGAAUCGAAGCGACGAAAACGAAGCAAUGAACGAGGCGGUGCAGGAGGCGAAGCUGCUGCGGCAGGUGAACGCGCUCAUCGUGGCGCACCUCCGUAGCCAGAACCUCGGGCAGGCCGCAGCCGCCGUCGCCGCCGCCACCAUGACCCCCAUCUCCGCCGCCGAAUCCGUCCCCGCAAAUCAACUCCUACGUCUCGUGGCCAAGGGCCUCGCGGCGGAGGGCGGAGGAGGAGCCGCUUCCGCAUUCGACUCCGCCGGGUUCGGUGGGGCGGUGCAGCCGCUCGGCUCCAGUGCCGUGGAUUUCAGUAUGCAGGAUGUCAAGGGCUCAUCCAAGAGCUUCCCCAAGCACGAGGCGAAGCAUGUCUCUGACCAUAAGAACGCUGCCCGGUGUGCGAAAUUUAGUCCUGAUGGGAAGUAUUUUGCAACUGGGAGUGCUGAUACAUCCAUUAAGUUUUUUGAGGUUGCUAAAAUUAAGCAGACUAUGGUAGGGGACUCCAAAGAUGGUCCUGCCAGGCCUGUGAUUCGCACAUUUUAUGAUCACACACAGGCCAUCAAUGAUCUGGAUUUUCAUCCUGAGAGUCCAAUACUGAUAUCAGCUGCAAAAGACAAUACAAUAAAAUUUUUUGACUUCUCAAAGACCAAUGCGAGGAAAGCGUUCAGAGUUAUUCAGGAUACUCAUAAUGUUAGAUCUGUAUGUUUUCAUCCUUGUGGGGAUUACCUUUUAGCAGGGACUGAUCACCCAGUUGCUCAUUUAUAUGAUAUAAAUACUUUUACAUGCUACUUAUCAGCAAAUGCACAGGAUUCUAGUUCUCCCAUUAACCAGGUACGCUACUCCUGUACUGGGAGCUUGUAUGUGACUGCUUCUAAAGAUGGUUCUCUGCGCAUUUGGGAUGGAGUAUCUGCUGAAUGUGUUCGACCUAUUAUUGGAGCACAUGGAUCUGCAGAAGCUACUAGCGCAAUUUUCACCAGAGAUGAGAGGUAUGUCCUAUCUUGUGGGAAAGAUUCUUGUGUCAAGUUAUGGGAAGUUGGCACUGGACGACUUGUGAAGCAAUAUGCAGGAGCCAUUCGCAGACAAUUUCGUUGUCAGGCUGUCUUCAAUGAAACCGAAGAAUUUGUUCUAUCAGUUGAUGAACAAAACAAUGAGGUUGUCGUCUGGGAUGCACUUACUGCAGAAAAGGUUGCAAGAUUGCCCUCUGGCAGCACUGGUGCUCCCAGAUGGCUCGACCACUCCCCAGUUGAACCAGUUUUUGUUAUUUGUGGAAAUGAUAGAUCGAUCAGAUUCUGGAAACAAACCGUAUAGCUUGUAGAUUCAACCAUUCAAAUCAAAAGUAUGCUUUCAGUAUUACGUUUCAGGAGGAAUGUGCUCAUGUAACUUUAGUUGUAUAUGGGAGAAAUUUGCAUAAGCAUUUUUUUUAUUGGAAACUGCAUAAGCAAUUGAUUGAUCUAAUAGCAAACCCCAAUGAUAUGUUUUUUUUUUGGCUCUGCAUAGCUGAUGACAGUUGUAUGAACCCUUGACCUGAUUCUUAUUGGUCAGGCCCUUUUCGAUGAUUUGCUAUUUUAUCCCAAUUGUGGAUUGCGGAA